This is a messenger RNA of Daucus carota subsp. sativus, 1222 nucleotides long. RefSeq names its product tRNA-splicing endonuclease subunit Sen2-1. Gene Ontology annotation, cellular component: tRNA-intron endonuclease complex. The record is from RefSeq and is a predicted model, not a curated record. Gene Ontology annotation, biological process: tRNA-type intron splice site recognition and cleavage; tRNA splicing, via endonucleolytic cleavage and ligation. Gene Ontology annotation, molecular function: tRNA-intron lyase activity; nucleic acid binding. NCBI's taxonomy places the organism in Eukaryota, Viridiplantae, Streptophyta, Magnoliopsida, Apiales, Apiaceae. The coding region runs from base 329 to 1060 and encodes 243 amino acids. The transcript is spliced from 3 exons.
GCGAGGCUGGCAUAAACCAAUAAAGCGAAGUUGUGCUAUGGAUAUUUUAUUAAAGUCUGUCAGAAACUAAGGAGAAGGGAACAGGGAACAGUUCAGUAGAUAGUGCUAUUAGAAAUCUGAGUUAGACACCGGAGCUAAGAUUUUCUACAGAUUUUCUUACAGACCUGUAGAGGUUCGACAAAUUUAGCCAUCCGUAGGAGGUUGGCUAAAUUUAUAGACAACAGGUGAGCAUGGUUGGAGUUGAGUUUUUGGAGCUGUUGGCUAAAUUUUUUUAUUUUAAGACCUCCUUAUACUCAAAACACUUAUUUAAGAUCUGGUAGAGGAUUUUAUGGGGCCAAGAUGGAAAGGAAAAGAGGCAGAAGCUAAAGCUCUUGCUGAUCCAAUUAGCAAGAUUGUAUCUCAGCUACAAUCAUCUCUAGUUCAUUCAGAUUCCCAAGGAAUACUUUCUGGCUGUAGCGUACUUCUUGCAGUGAAUGCAGAACAAACUAAACUUCUAAAUCACACGUGUUUUGGUGUACCAAUCAUCACAGCUGAGAAGGAUAAGCAAUGGUUUCAGUUGAGCCUGGAGGAAGCGUUUUACUUGUGCUAUUCUUUAAAUUGUCUCAAAGUUGUAGGUGAAGAUAAUCUUAUCAAGGACAAUAAUCAAUUGUGGAGUUAUAUGGUAAGCAAGAAAGAAACGUUCCCUGCUUUCUACAGGGCUUAUUCUCAUCUCCGAAUGAAAAAUUGGGUGGUGAGAUCAGGAUCUCAAUACGGUGUCGAUUUUGUAGCCUACCGCCACCAUCCAUCUCUAGUUCAUGCUGAAUAUGCCGUGCUUGUUUCAGCAGAAUUAGAAUGUAACGGAAGUGGUAGAUUGAAGGUCUGGUCUGAUAUGCAUUGCACUCUCCGGCUUUGUGGCGGUGUUGCCAAGACAUUGUUAAUUCUCCAUGUCACCAGUAACAGUAAGAUCCAAACAUCUCCCUUGUGCUUGGAAAGUUAUACUGUCGAAGAGAGAACCAUUACUAGAUGGAUUCCUGAGCAUUGUCGCGAGGACCAAAAACAAGUUCAGAAAUGGACUUUAUAAACUUUGAACUAUGUCAGCCAGCUAUAUCCUUCUACAUAAAGUUGUUCUUGAUAUCUGGAAAAUCCCCAAAACAUUGAUUCGUUGAACACUUAUGUUUUCCUGAUAGCAAUGGCAUUUGUACCAUAUUUGAGGUAGUCAUUAUGAUGAAUAGUUAUUGUCACG